Molecule: messenger RNA, 594 nt
Organism: Chilo suppressalis (striped riceborer)
Lineage: Eukaryota; Metazoa; Arthropoda; Insecta; Lepidoptera; Crambidae
Source: the annotation of a GenBank genome assembly
AUGAUGAAUCGUUUGUGGAAGAUCGUUGAUUUAGUGAAACACAUGGAGCGCCAUUUCAUGAAUAACUUUUUUGGGCACCCACCAAAAGAGCUAGCUGCAAUUUAUGUUCAUCAAACUUACUCUAAAACAGCACCAACAAAGAAAUAUUCCCUUAAAGAUCUUAUUGGAGAUGGAUAUUUAAUGGCUGUGCCAAAAUUCAGAAGAACUGUUGAAAAAAGGUGGAAAAGAAAAUUUGGGUCUCCAGAUUACGUAUGGAAAAUGAUUGUCCCCAACAAAAAUAUUAAAGUCUGCCAAGAAUGUGGUCAUCAUCAUGAACUCGGACGUCUAUGUGAAAACUGCUACAAAAGAAUUGAGAAUGAAACUAAAUUGAUCAAAGACAAAAUAGUAGAAAAAUUGGGUAAUAGCCCUAUUGAUAAAGAAGUGGUUAUAUUAUAUGAAAAUGAAGCUCCAGAACAGAAAAGUGAAUUUUGGAAUGGAAAAAGGAUAGUCGAAAUGAAAAAAGAGAGACCCUCAUGGUUUAGCAAAAAUUUGCUGCAGAAAUCUACACAAGAACCAUCAGACUCUAAGGAUGUGAAACCAAUAGAUUUAGCUUAG